GGGCGCCGUGCGCGGGGCGCCGGCUGCAGCGCCCUUCUGUGUGAUGGGCAUGCCCUCGGCAGGUACCUCAAAAGAUCAUUUGUGCAGGGGCUACUGUGAAUUAGGAUCACAGUGAAAUGCUAUCUGACUGAAGAUUUCCUCGCAAGGUGUCCUUCAAGGGAAUUCCCAAUGAGUGCUCCACUCUGUACACUUCAGAUGAGGUGAUGAAGAUGGAGGUACUGCGCCGCUCUUCCGUCUUUGCUGCAGAAGUGAUGGAGGUGUUUGAUCGGACUCCCACUGACAAAGAACUUGUAUCUCAGGCCAAGGUGCUCUGCAGAGACUACAUCCACUCCAGGCUGAUUCGGGCUGGAAUAGGUUGGAACAAACCUGAGCACAGUGCACCUGUUCCUGGUGGCAAGUUAGCAGAAGUGUCCAACAUACUUCUAAGAUUAGGUGAUGAGCUAGAGUACAUUAGGCCCAACUUGUAUCGGAAUGUUGCACGGCAACUAAACAUCUCGCUGCACUCAGAAACCGUGGUGACGGAUGCCUUCCUGGCAGUGGCAACCCAGAUCUUCUCUUCAGGCAUAACGUGGGGUAAGGUUGUGUCCCUCUAUGCUGUGGCAGCUGGCCUCGCUGUGGACUGUGUGAGACAUGCCCAGCCGGCUAUGGUCCAUACCAUUGUGGAUUGCUUGGGAGAGUUUGUACGCAAGACCUUGGUGACGUGGAUGAAGCGACGAGGAGGCUGGACUGAUAUAACAAAGUGUGUGGUGAAUACUGAUCCCAAUCUCCGCUCCCAUUGGCUUGUGGCUGCCAUUUGUAGUUUUGGCCACUUCCUGAAGGCCAUCUUCUUUGUGCUCUUACCAGAAAGAUGAUACCUACCUUGUGAAGCCCCAUCUUCUCCUUCUCAUGGGCACAGCUGACACAGAAAAAGGGAAGUGAUGAGAUGGAGAGCUGUGCAAAUGUACAUUCUGCUCUUCUGGUUUUCCCCAGCUGCCUGAUUGCAAAGACUUUUUUUUUUUUCAGCAAUGGGAAACAUUUCUUCAGCUCACUACUUGUAGUAAGCCCACUUUGUACUUUCAAAGUGGCUUAGGAUCUUAAUAAUGAGGCUGAUCAGCUUGUUAUUUAUGGUUCCCUCUUGUUCAAAUGGCAUAUUUUAUGCAUUAAAAAGCAAGAAAUUCUAGUUGGAGCUGCUGUCAAGAAGAAAACUGUAAUACAUUAAGUGCUUUUUUGUUCUUCAGUUAGUCAGAAACUCCUAACCAUCUCUAAAGCUUGUGUAUUUGAGCACCUGGUUGAUAUUGAUAUUGAUGGAGUUUUCUAAUAGGCCAAAAUUUUUGGUUCUCUGGAGUAACACAACACCCAUAGGUAUGGCUCUUUCUGCCCAACAGGGAAGCAGGCAGGGAUUAUACAACAUGGAUAGCAGGUCUGUCUAUUGUAUCUUAGCAUUCACUUACAUAAGCGAUCAAGGAAAUAGGAGCAGGUGUUAAUAACCCCUCCCCUGGAAUUUUAUGGAAUGGAAGAUGAUGGAGACAUAAAUCUGCAUCAAUAUUUGAAGUAUUUUAGCAGAAGAAAUAUUGCCUAUUUGGAGCGUAAGACAGCUGCAGUCUUGAAAGGUGGUUAAGAAAUACAUAUAAAAGAGGAAAUUUAUGUAGGAUGCAGGAGAUCCCAUCAGAAAAUUGCAUUUCAUGAGGAGAGCAGAAAGAUACAUCAGUGUUUUGUAUCAUUGCAAUGCAUUUACUUUAUGUAAGACUUUUGUUUCUGUUUCUGUUGUGCUAAACAAUAAAUGCAAUUAAAUAUCCCA
Varanus komodoensis (Komodo dragon) is the source of this 1777-nucleotide messenger RNA. RefSeq names its product BCL2 family apoptosis regulator BOK (gene BOK). The transcript has 5 exons. Gene Ontology annotation, cellular component: mitochondrial outer membrane. Gene Ontology annotation, biological process: regulation of apoptotic process; intrinsic apoptotic signaling pathway in response to DNA damage; extrinsic apoptotic signaling pathway in absence of ligand. Gene Ontology annotation, molecular function: protein heterodimerization activity; protein homodimerization activity. The coding region runs from base 204 to 851 and encodes 215 amino acids. The record is from RefSeq and is a predicted model, not a curated record. Lineage: Eukaryota; Metazoa; Chordata; Lepidosauria; Squamata; Varanidae.